AUGGCGUUGGAAGAGCAGUGCUCGGCGCCACCCAGAUGGCGAUCCAUAUCGCUAACACACGUCGAGUUCGCCGAGGAUGACCUGACGGGACACCUGCUCGCCUACAUCAGCCUCUUGCCCAUCGCUAUUCUCGUAGGCUUUGUUACGCUUAUUGUGUUUAAGCGGGAACUGCACACGAUCUCCUUUUUCGGUGGGCUCACCCUUAACGAGGGCAUAAACUGGAUGCUCAAACACAUUCUUCGAGAGCCCCGCCCAUGCGCAGGGGCUCAUUCCAUGCUGAACACAGAUUAUGGGAUGCCGUCCAGUCACUCCCAGCUCAUCUGGUUCUUUGUUGUUUACUUCUUUCUUUUUCUUUAUUUAAGAAUGCAUCAGACGAACAACGCUCGGUGCGUGGACCUCCUAUGGCGACACAUAUUGUCCACCAUCCUGUUGGGCGUGGCCUUGGCCGUCUCGUACAGCAGGGUGUACCUACUGUACCACACGUGGAGCCAGGUGUUCUACGGUGGCGUGGCGGGCAGCGUCAUCGGUGUGCUCUGGUUCUUCAUCACGCAGGAGCUGCUAACCCCUUUGUUCCCCAAAAUAGCGGCGUGGCCCGUCUCCGAAUACUUCCUGGUGCGCGACACCAGCCUGAUUCCCAACAUCUUGUGGUUCGAGUACACGGUGACGCGUUCGGAGGCCAGGAACAGACAACGAAAGCUCGGAACAAAACUCCAGUGA
This is a messenger RNA of Nerophis lumbriciformis (worm pipefish), 717 nucleotides long. Lineage: Eukaryota; Metazoa; Chordata; Actinopteri; Syngnathiformes; Syngnathidae. The record is from RefSeq and is a predicted model, not a curated record.